AUGAAAAGAUUAAAAAUUGGAAUUCGACCGCAAUUGAUAUUCUUGGUGGGGUUUGCAUGUCUAGUAUCCCUUUUGAUAUUGGGCUUGGUAACAGGUAUCUACUUUAGUGAUAACUUAAAGAGUCUACGAUCGGAAAGGUUACUGGUGAUUUCACAAUUGAAAAUAGUUCAAGUACAGCAAGCAAUGGCUUUUCUAGAUAUAACAGUAGACUCAUUAUCGCAAGUGGAUACAAUAAUAUCGCCAUUGAAAAGUGACUUGAAUGGGAACACCCUGUCCCUCUUAUACAAGGAUGUCGAAAGUUUGUUUCAACAGUAUUUAUCAACAGAUAUCUUUUUAUCUGCAAGGCUAUAUAACCGUCAACUAGAAAUAGUCAUGUCCACUAAAAACGAACCAAUAAUUUUAUCACAAGGUUUGAAAGAUAGAUUGUACCCGAUUCCGUCAGGAGGACCACUCCCAUUCGUAGUACAGGAAUACACAUCUGAUUCAUUUUAUUAUACCGGGCCCUACCCCAAUAAUACCGAUAGCUAUAAUCUGUCCUACUUUGCAGGAACCACUGCGGCCAUUUACGAUCAAAAUGACCCAAGUUCCAACAGGACUUUAAUCGGAUACAUAUCUGUUAUAUCCUCAGCUAACUCAAUCUACCAGGCAUUGAAUACUACAACAACAGACUAUUGGACAUUGGCCAUUAGACCCUUUUAUGAAGGAAACGCAAUAGAUCAUUUGAAAAAUGAGACGCUGAACAUAACAGCAUUCCAAACAGUGUUUUUCAACAAUAGAGGCGUUAUUAGACCUGGUGUAGUCUACCAAAUUAACCGAAAUAGUUUUGUUAAAAAAGCAUUCAACUCCAAAGCAUCAAAUGGCGUUCUGACUAAUGUAAGGUCGGUAAAUGGUGAUAAAUUGGCGGUUGGGUAUAGAAAAGCAACAUUUAGUAAUUGGAAUUGGUUAAUCGUAACGGUACAAAAAAAGUCAACUUUUAAUGCCCCUGUAACAAAACUAAAAAAGAUCAUUAUUGGUGUUGUCAUUGGAGUUGGAGCUUUUAUGUGUAUGUUGACGUUUUCCCUUGCCUUUUGGUUUAUUCGACCGAUUACUAGGUUGAAGGAGGCAACCAUAUCAAUAACGCGAUUCAAAAAGGGAAGAACUAUGGAGAGCGGUACUAGUCCUUCACCCUCGAACGAUACGCCAACUAUGGAAAAGUUUGACAAACGCAAUAGUGUACAUUCUAUCUCGACAGGAUCAGGAUCUGUUUAUUCAACUGGGUUUCGGGUGCCACCACGGAUACCGCCAUCGAAGAUGCUUUUCAAGGAUGAAUUAACAGAAUUGACAGAAGCGUUCAACAUAAUGACUGAAGAAUUGGAGAAGCAGUACACCCACUUGGAAGAUAGAGUUCGCUUAAGAACUAAAGAACUUGAAGCUUCAAAAAUUGAAGCAGAGUCGGCAAAUGAAGCGAAAACAGUAUUUAUUGCAAACAUAUCUCAUGAAUUGCGAACACCACUCAAUGGUAUUUUGGGAAUGGCGUCUAUAGCAAUAGAGGAAAACGACCGGGAUAGAAUGAAGGAUUCCUUGAAAUUAAUUUAUCGGUCAGGGGAAUUGUUGUUACAAAUUUUGACCGAAUUAUUGACAUAUUCAAAAAACACAUUAAAUAGAUCAAAAUUGGAAAAAUCGAAUUUCCAAAUUCUCGAAAUCACAUACCAAAUACAAUCAAUAUUCAGCAAAUUGGCACAAGACCAAAGAGUAAAUUUCAAGAUCCUGGUAAGACCAAAUAUCUUUAGAAAGUUGAUUCUAUAUGGCGAUUCCAAUAGGAUCAUACAAAUCAUAAUGAAUCUCGUUUCAAAUGCACUUAAAUUCACCCCGGUUGAUGGAUUUGUUGAUGUAUCGUUUAGACUAUUGGGUGAUUAUGAUUCUGUGAGAUCUGAAAAAAGUAAAUUUGAACAAGUUUAUGCGAUGCCAUCGACCAACAACAACAAAGUCAUAACAAAAACAGAACCACUCUCACCUGUUUUGGAGUCUGACCGACGAACAGAUUAUUUUGCACCUAACAUUACACCAACAUCCAAACAACAAGAGAACAUUGACGACUUAACGAACAACAAGAAAAACAACAAAGACAGUGACAAUAAGAAUAAGAAUAACAAUAGCAAUAACAAUAACAAUAACAAUAACGAUUACGAUUCACAAAGUAUGACGACCAUUUCAUCUGCACAAUACGAAAAGAAAAUACAGGAAUCUCAAUUUAAAAAACCAAAUUCCAAUACACUUAGUGCGUGUUACAGGACUUUACUGGAGGGGGUUUCACUUAAAGUUAGCAGAACAUCAUCGGUGACUACGAUAAAUAACGAUCAAUCAAGCGUGAAUAGACUCACGUUAACUCCAUCUACGAGUGAAUACAAAGGGUACCCCAAUUUAGACAAAAAGUUAGAUCUUAACUCUAGCUUAGCCAAUAAUGAAAUCAUCAAAAAUGAUAAAGUUUUUAAGGUUAGAAACAUGUAUGAGCCAAAAACAUGGGUUAUACAAGUAGAAGUUAAGGACACGGGUUCCGGAAUAGAACCUCUGUUACAAGAGAAAGUAUUUGAACCGUUUAUACAGGGAGACCAAACCUUGAGUCGAAGUUAUGGAGGUACUGGAUUGGGAUUGAGUAUAUGUAGACAACUUGCGAAGAUGAUGAAUGGAACACUAGUACUAAAAUCGGAACUCGGACAAGGAUCUACAUUUACGUUGACUUUGCCAUUACCACAGACUGGAGAAAUUGUGGUUCCUCCUCAAGACUUUGAAGAGUUUUGUAAUGACGAAUUUAACCCCAAUUCCAAGGUAAAUAGAAAAGUUGCUUUUGAUGAUAAUGCUGUGGUUGUUCUUGGUGAAACUAAUACCGAAACAGACAAGAUAAAAGUGAAAAAUAUGGUCAACCUGGGUGAUGACAAUAAAAAGACCAUACCAACUCUGGGAGCAUCUUUAUUCUCAUCUGAUUCCAAUGGCUCUGUGAAUAAGAGUUUUAAGAAAUCGUCAUUCAUUGAUAAGCCGGAACUAUUGCAUCAAACCUCAACAGGUACUGCGGAUCCUGGACUAAUAGCCAACCAAAACACAACAGUUUCAUCAGACGAGAAUUCUUUUUGCUUGACAAGUGCAAGGAUACUAGUUGCAGAAGACAACAAGGUGAAUCAAGAAGUCAUCAAAAGAAUGCUACGACUCGAAGGAUUCACCGAUACCACCAUGGCAUGUAAUGGAGCUGAAGCAAUUGAGCUCCUUAAAAAGGCUCAAUCGGAAGAACAACCAUUUGAUAUGAUAUUUAUGGAUGUUCAAAUGCCACAGAUUGAUGGACUAUUAGCAACAAAGAUAAUAAGGCAGGAUUUGCAAUACACUAGACCGAUAAUUGCUCUCACGGCUUUUGCAGAUGAAAGUAAUGUUAAAGAGUGCUAUAAUUCAGGUAUGAAUGGAUUUUUAGCAAAGCCAAUCAAGAGGAAUGGUUUGAAAAAGGUUUUCCAGGAAUUUGGGCCUAUUUUAUUGGAUGAGAUAUUAAAGCAUAAAAAGGAGGAGACGAUAACUGACAAGGGGAAAGACGUCGAAUGGAUACAAUAA
Molecule: messenger RNA, 3570 nt
Organism: Lodderomyces oxycetoniae
Lineage: Eukaryota; Fungi; Ascomycota; Pichiomycetes; Serinales; Debaryomycetaceae
Product: SLN1
Exons: 1
Coding region: 1-3570 (1189 amino acids)
Biological process (GO): protein autophosphorylation; phosphorelay signal transduction system
Cellular component (GO): plasma membrane
Molecular function (GO): histidine phosphotransfer kinase activity; phosphorelay sensor kinase activity
Source: RefSeq, a predicted model, not a curated record